Cordyceps militaris CM01 is the source of this 828-nucleotide messenger RNA. Its product is annotated as DUF431 domain protein. The transcript is spliced from 6 exons. Gene Ontology annotation, molecular function: protein-arginine omega-N monomethyltransferase activity. The coding region runs from base 1 to 828 and encodes 275 amino acids. Gene Ontology annotation, biological process: peptidyl-arginine methylation. The record is from RefSeq and is a predicted model, not a curated record. NCBI's taxonomy places the organism in Eukaryota, Fungi, Ascomycota, Sordariomycetes, Hypocreales, Cordycipitaceae.
AUGGUAUCAGCCGCAAAAACGAUCAUCGUCGAGCAUCUCGACCCUGAGCUUGGGCCUUGGUCAGAACUCGAGUACAAGUGCAUCGCCAAGGAGAGCCAUGAGAGAAACAGUGACUUCAUUCUGUCUUGUCUGCCCGAAGGAUUCAAGGUUCCAGAGGAUCUCGCCAGCAGCCCUGCGUUCAAGGCUGAGCAUCGCGGUGUGGAGGAGCUGUAUGCGGACAGCCGAAACCAAGUCUGCCUCCUAGAUCCGGCGGCCUCUAAGGACCUGUCUCCUGAGGACGGAGACAGCUUUAACGUGUUUCUGUUUGGUGGAAUCCUUGGCGAUGAUCCGCCAAGAGAUCGCACAUCGGAACUCAGGAAGAAGGGAUUCGCGGGGCGUCGUCUAGGCGCCAAACAAAUGACUACCGACACCGCCGUUCGUGUGACGAGAAUUGUUGUUCAGGACAAGAUCGCCCUCGACAAGAUCGACUACGUAGACUUUCCCGAGCUCAAGUUCAACAAAUACGAAAGCACAGAGAUGCCUUUCCGCUACGUCAAGGUUAUCCACUUCAACAAACGCAAAAAUACAAACUAUUACCUCAGUACGUCCGGUGAGAAUAAAGCGUGGUGGCUCGUUACACCGGAUAUAUUACCUCGCGGCCGAUUCACGGGUUAUACGAAUACAGGAUCUGCCUCUGGAAACACAAAAUCAUACAUGAUACUACUUGAGGGAGCCGGAAACUUGCUUCGCCUCGAUUCUUACCGCCCGGGCCGUGCAAGUGAGGCUGAGUACGGCAUCUUGCCUCGGACUGAUAUUGACCGGUCUGCGUCUUCCGAAACGAACCCAUGA